CUCACGAACCGUUUAGUUGGUUUUAAAAUGUAACUUCAUUCUGAAAAAUUCAAUUUUAUACGUACAUUUAUCUGAAUCAUAGGUACCUAUUUGAUAGUGAAGCUUUGUGAUUGUUCAUUCAACUUGACUGUUGAUCAGUUCGUGCAUCAGUAGACAGUAUUUCUCAAAAACAGUUUUAUGGUGUCAAAUAUUUUACAAGGUGCCUUGAUGGGAAUGCUCGCUUUCAUUUAUCAUCUACUGAAAUGAAAAAAAGUCGUCGACCAUCAACAGAAAAAAUGAAAAAAAUUCCAUCACGUCAGUGGACGAGUAUCCCACCAACGAUAUCCAUUCUCCUGCUAAUCACCUUUUCAACAUCGAUAUGUGCUGCUCAAACAGAAAAACUCGAAUCUUCAUUACCAGAACUGGAAUCUGAUUUCAAUUCAUUUCUAGUAUCACAAAAAUUAUCAGUAUCACCUUGCGAAAUCGGGUACGAAAAACAUCCAGCAACUGGAAAAAAACCAGCAGGACUGCAACCACAUCUUUACGAAAUGAUAAAAACCUGCCCUGCUUCGUACAACGAUUCGGAAAUGAUAGAAAAAUGUAAGACUAAUUUCGACUCGAGUCUGAUUAACGAUACCAUCGAUAUCUUUUUAUUCGCACCACUAACCAGUAUCAAGAAGAAUAUAACCUACAGAAAUCUUUACUGCGGUAUUUGUCACGAUGAAAGCAACUUACAAACUUCGUUCGAGUAUUGGACUCCUUGGUUAUCUUGCAGAGUCAAAGCUAACGAAUCGUUGUCUGACAAAGAACCUACAAUUUCCACUUACUUUGCUGAUCCAAUCGGCGAGUCGAGGUUGAGAAAUGGGUUGAAAAAAGGUAAACUUGGUGGUGGUUUGAUUUCUGCAUUCAACGAUUCGAUAUAUGAAUGUAAAAUAUCCAGAGUUUUACCGUUUCAUUUGAAACAGCAUAUACGAAAUUGUCAAUAUAAUUUCAAUCCAGAACUGUCACACAUGCAGUCAGCGAAAACCGUUUAUAGAGUUACCCAAGAAAUUACCAAACUUGUAUCAGCUCAAAAUCAAUCGUUACAAACUCGUUUGAAGUCUCGUUUGAUGAAACCUGAGAUAAAUUUGAGCUCGGAGUUGGAAUCAUUUUGCGAAUAUAAAAAUCAAUACGGAGAUAUUUGUUCGACGAAUUUGUUCUAUGAUCGAGAUACAAAUUCACUCUGCAAUUCAAAUGGUUCCUUUCUGAUUUACUCGAUCGAUGAUGAUGAAGGUACUUGGAACGAGUGUUCCGAUUAUACUUCGAAGGGGCGAAAUUACUUCUAUGUUUGUGGGCCAUCAGAUGCUCGACUUUUCAAGACAAUUAAAAGAUAUAUUAUCCUAGGCUUGGAUUACAUUUCGAUAUUUUUAUUACUCUUGUAUUUGAUAAUAAGUUCGAAUAAGCGAAACUUGCGAAAUUUACCCAAACUGAUUCUCUAUGCCUAUUCGAUCACUUUAUUCGCUCUUUAUAUGAACGAAUACCUGUCUAAAUACGUUGACUUAUGCGUGAUCAAAUAUUACUCGUUUUUUUACUGUUGGCAAUCGCAUUCAUUUUGGAUUCUAAUCACCUCCUUCGAUUUAUGGAGAAUUAUUUAUAAUUCGAUUAAACUCAGGAAAGUAUCGACCGAAGGUCAGAUGAAAAGGUUCAUCAUUUAUUGCUCCAUUGGAUGGGGCCUUCCAGCCAUAUUUCUAGCAGCCUUGUUUCCUACCUUGGAGGAUAAUCAAAAGGCUUGGAUCUGCCCUUAUGUAUUCGAAUUUCAAAACGACCUCGCAUGUUCUUCCAGCUACGAAUACAAUAAGUACGCUGGGUAUUUUGGCUGGAUCACGAUUGCCAUUUUUCUUCUCGUGGCUCCUUGUUUACUUCUGCUUGUUUGUUUAUUCGUCUGUCUGAGUAAACGUAAUCGUGCCAGGUCCAGUGUGAAUAAAAGCUAUGUGAUUACCAUGCUAAAAGUAGCCAUGAUAAUGGGAAUUAAUUGGAUAUUGUUGGUUUAUUCGGUCUUGUUUGAUUCGAGUGAUAAAUUCGGUAUUGUUUACGAGUUGAUUACAGCGUUACACGGUUCUUUUGUAUUUUUCGCUUUUGGGCUCGAGAAAAAUAAUUUAGAUAGGUUGAAAAGAAUUCCACACUUAGGAGCUUUGGAACGAACGCAAUUCGCGACUUUUACCCAAUCCAGCCAAGAGAAUAAGUCGUCUUCCGUAUUGAGUAAAGAAACUUCAAUUGAUGAUGUAGAGAAAUAACGAGAAACAGGAAAUUCACGUUUUAAUUUAAGAUAGGUAGGUAAUUCAGUAAAUAGGAAUGUUACAUUUUUGGAAACUCUCAUAAAAAUGUAGUCCGUUUUUAUAUCUGAUUAAAUUUUACUAAUCUAUUGGUAUUGGUAAUUUGUUGUAAUUUAUGUACUUGAAAUUUAGAUUAAUUCACGAUAUUUAGACUAUAAUUAUGUACUAAAGGUGUACCUAAAAAAAGUAAAAUAGUAAUUCCCAGUACAUAUCAAGCAUCGCGAAAAGUCACAGGUCUCACUAGAU
Molecule: messenger RNA, 2537 nt
Organism: Planococcus citri (citrus mealybug)
Lineage: Eukaryota; Metazoa; Arthropoda; Insecta; Hemiptera; Pseudococcidae
Exons: 2
Coding region: 243-2252 (669 amino acids)
Biological process (GO): cell surface receptor signaling pathway
Cellular component (GO): membrane
Molecular function (GO): transmembrane signaling receptor activity
Source: RefSeq, a predicted model, not a curated record